UAUAGCGGUUCAGGUAGAAUGUCCUAACCGAAUGACUAAACGUGCUUAAAUUAAUUAAAUUGUACCGGGUUAGGAAGGACUGACAGUGCCGUGAGUUCAUGUUGGCAAAACAUAGCUUUCAUGUUUGCUUUAGGAGACAAACAAACGCCUGCAAGGCUUUACUCUAGGCAGAAUUUAAAUAGUGUGUAAAGUUGCCCGCCUUGACUUGUAUUUUGGGCAUUUACCCACAAGUCUUUACCCUCUUUUACCUCAUAUUUUCACACUCGUUUCAGCGCCGUCUCUUAAAUAUAAAGUAACAUUCACAGAUGAUCUGUCACGCGGAAAGUCCUAUUGUGUGUAGCCAAAGUUGAAACAGUCGCUGCACGUUGGAGCGCCGCACUCCGCCGUUAGCCCAACCGCCGGGUUCCUCCUUCCUCCUUCCUCCGCUCCGGAGCGGUCUGCGGUCCCACACUCAACAUGUCCGCCGGGGAGCUCUACGUCCGCUCGGCAGGAAUGCGGUAGGCGGGGCCGAUCACGCUGGUGGUGUCAAACUUUGAGGGGGAUGACGGGAGUGCGGCAGGAUUCGAUAAGGAGGAGAAGCGUCGUCCUCGUUUGGAUUACUUUGACUCCCCUUUUUUUUUUUUUUUAAAACACCCAGUCUAUAGAUUAACCGCCUCCUUAAAAUAUAGAGGACGUCCCUCUCAGCGCACUCCUCAGCCAUGUCGGAGGACCUGAGCUCUCAAACCUGGUCCAUCAACAAAGAUGAUUACGAGCUGCACGAGGUUAUUGGGAGCGGGGCCACGGCGGUGGUUCAAGCCGCCUUCUGUUUACCACGCAGGGAGAAGGUGGCCAUCAAACGUAUCAACCUCGAGAAGUGCCAGACCAGUAUGGACGAACUCCUGAAAGAGAUUCAAGCCAUGAGCCAGUGCCACCACCCCAACAUCGUGUCUUACUACACCUCGUUCGUGGUGAAGGAUGAGCUGUGGCUGGUCAUGAAGCUGCUCAGUGGUGGCUCGGUGCUGGACGUGAUCAAGCACAUCAUCUCACGAGGGGAACACAAGCAGGGCGUCCUGGAUGAGGCCAGCAUAGCCACGGUGCUGAAAGAUGUGCUCGAGGGCCUGGAGUACCUGCACAAGAACGGACAGAUCCACAGAGAUCUCAAAGCUGGAAACAUUCUCCUUGGGGACGACGGCUCAGUGCAAAUUGCAGACUUCGGCGUCAGUGCCUUUCUUGCCACAGGUGGUGACAUGACGCGAAACAAAGUGCGCAAAACCUUUGUGGGAACGCCAUGCUGGAUGGCCCCAGAGGUCAUGGAGCAGGUGAGGGGUUAUGAUUUCAAAGCAGAUAUCUGGAGUUUCGGGAUCACGGCCAUUGAGUUUGCCACGGGGGCCGCGCCUUAUCACAAGUACCCACCGAUGAAGGUCUUGAUGCUGACGCUGCAGAACGACCCCCCCGGCCUGGAGACCGGCAUCACGGACAAGGAGAUUGUGAAGAAAUACGGCAAAUCCUUCAGGAAGAUGGUGUCCUUGUGUCUGCAGAAGGACCCGGAGAAAAGGCCGACCUCCUCGGAGCUGUUGAAGCAUAAAUUCUUUCAGAAAGCAAAGACUCAUGAGUAUUUACACGAGAGGCUGCUCCAGAGGGCGCCCACGAUACGGGAGAGGUCAAAACGGGUGCGGCGAGUGCCGGGCUCCAGCGGUCGGCUCCACAAAACGGAGGACGGCGAGUGGGAGUGGAGCGACGACGAGCUGGACGAGGAGAGCGAAGAGGGCCGACUGGCCGUCGCCGCCCUGCGGGAGCAGCAGGCGAAGCCUGUUCACGCCACCAGGCGACAAGUGCGCUUCUCCUACCCACUCGAGCUGCCUGCGUCCAGGUCACCGAGGGUAAAGGAGGGAUCGCAGAAUUCAGAGGUCUUCCAGACUCCGGAGCCCUUCGGUAGUCCGGUCCAGCCCACGGCAGCGGGCGAGUUUGAGCGUGGGCUGCAGGUCCCACUGCAGCCCACGCCGGUCAGCACGCUGCCCGCCGCCCAGGCUGCUUCUCCCACACCAGCUGUACCCACUGCUGCUCUCUCACAGGUGCAAGCUGCCCCCAGCGACGUCAAUGCCCCCAUUAGUUUGGUAUUACGGUUAAGAAAUUCAAAGAAGGAGCUGAAUGACAUCCGCUUUGAAUUCAUGCCAGGGAGAGACACGGCGGACGGCGUGUCCCAGGAGCUGGUGUCAGCAGGCCUGGUGGACGGGAGGGACUUAGUAAUAGUUGCUGCAAAUUUGCAGAAAAUAGUUGAUGAACCUCAAGCCAAUAAAAAUGUCACUUUUAGACUGGCGUCUGGAACGGAGGAGUCUGAGAUGCCGGACGACGUCAAACUGAUGGGCUUUGCUCAGCUCAGCAUCAGUUAAACUGUUGAACUACCCGGGGGCCGCGGCUCGCCUAAAAAAAAUGUGAAAACACAACAAAGAAAUACAGUUUGAUUCAUUUCUGUUCCCGUGGCGUUGAAGAAACCCCGACUGCCAAAGAAAACAGUACCUUUUUUUGUCACCCGUAGGAUUACACGAUGCCAUGUUCAAUUCAGCAGAAGCGUCAGACAGUAAAAGAAUCCCUCCGAAAAAAAAAAGAAAUGUUUACAGCUUCCGUUAUGUGUAGAAGGAUGCUGGAGGAUCUCAAAGGAGCCGCCACGGCUCUCCUUUCUGCUCUCUGUUUAGUAUGUGAUGCAUUUGCACAAUCUCAACUAACGCCCUUGAAUAAGUGUAACAAUGCCUUAUAUUCAUCAGAACUACUGAAUGCACGUUUUUGGGGAAGUCCCCACUUACCAUAUGAAGCAUUAUUCCGUCUGAAAUGUUCAAAUGUGGUUUCUCUCGCUCGCGUCAGACUUUUUAUUUUUCACUUUGACGGACGGUACGAUGCUGCUCACUGAGCCGGCCGAAGGACGCACUCCUGCAGCCAACGAGCGUGAAGCGGAUUUACGCUGUCCGAAGGAAGUGAACGUUCAACAGCCUCUGAAAGGACAACGCUGCUUUUAUUCUCUAUUCCUUGAAAUAAUUGGCGUCUAUUUUCUGCACGAAAAGACCAAAACCAACAAUGUGUUUGAUUCACAGGUCAGAUAUUAGACAAACCCAGAAGCCUCAUACUUUAUGAGUGUCGACACAACCAGCUCCAAUAGCAACGGAAGGUCUCCUGAGGAAAGAGAUUGAAUGAUUACACGUACACAGAUUGCUGUGUUCUUAAAGUGAUGAAAUCCUCAAAGAAUUCACUAACAACGGGAAAAAGUAGGGAAAAGGAGUUGCUGGCAUUGUAGUUAUGAAACAAAAAGCUUAACGACGGGCCGAAACCACAAGUCUUGUGUGCGCCUGUCGACUAUUUGUGUCCCUUUGGGGAAUCCGUUUGCCAAGAAAAAGACUUUUAAGUGCAUUUGUGUUUAUGGGGACGAAACACGAGAACUGGACUCAACCCUCUUCAUGUAAAUAACGUUGUUCUGCUUUGACUUGUUUUUAUUCUGAGCGCUUCACUCUCGGCCUUCCUUCCCCCCCACGGAACACGACGACCUUCCGUCACUAUACCGUACGACACUUAUUUACUCCGUGAGGAGUUUGAAUAUAUAUAUCGUUCAGUAAAAUGUCCCCAGGUUUUAAGCCGAGUCCCGGGCCAAUCAGUGUGCAGCUCUUGGUGAACACCAAGUGGAGAAGUGCAGCUGCCACAUUAGAAGGAAAAUACACAUCCUGCUCAGAGAUGUCACAUGAUGACAUCUGCAAGAUCUUGAUGUUACGUUUAACAUUAGCCUCCAGUAGACGACCAAGAGUUGUUUUUGUUUGUGGUGUCUUUUUGAGAUGUAGAUCUUGUGUAGAUACCUGAAAUAUUGACACACACACACACACACACACGUGGGUCGGCCCUGUGAAGGGGAAUUAAUGUUACACUACAUUUUUAAACAGCAGUGUGCGUGUUAGUGUGUGUGUGUGUGUGUGUUGUGUAGAUUGAGCCCUGCUUCUAGAGGUUCAUGGCUGUUCUCAUCCUUUCUUCUACCCUCGUCUCUCACUUUACUGUCACAGCGCGGUGGCAACUGAACAGAUGACCGACAAAAAACACUUUUGUCCAGGCAAUAACUCAUCAGCCUGUAAUAUAUUUGAAUUUUCCGGCAGUUUUUAGUUAUUUUGUUCUUUCAUUUGGUCCUUUUGUAGUUUAAAGCAUGUUUCUCUUGGGUUUUUAUUCAAUAAAGAAUGAGCAUAUCAGCCUUCUCUUGAAA
Messenger RNA from Pungitius pungitius (ninespine stickleback), 4210 nucleotides. RefSeq names its product oxidative stress responsive kinase 1b (gene oxsr1b). NCBI's taxonomy places the organism in Eukaryota, Metazoa, Chordata, Actinopteri, Perciformes, Gasterosteidae. The coding region runs from base 699 to 2369 and encodes 556 amino acids. The record is from RefSeq and is a predicted model, not a curated record. Gene Ontology annotation, molecular function: ATP binding; protein serine/threonine kinase activity. The transcript has 19 exons. Gene Ontology annotation, biological process: protein phosphorylation. Gene Ontology annotation, cellular component: cytoplasm.